Penicillium crustosum is the source of this 705-nucleotide messenger RNA. RefSeq lists its product as uncharacterized. The transcript has a single exon. Lineage: Eukaryota; Fungi; Ascomycota; Eurotiomycetes; Eurotiales; Aspergillaceae. The record is from RefSeq and is a predicted model, not a curated record. The coding region runs from base 1 to 705 and encodes 234 amino acids.
AUGAUACACAUCCUCACCCGCCCUCGAGCUACAAUCCGACAUAUCAAUCUUAGUCUUGAGGGGUUUUACAACAAUGAUAGUUUGCUAGGUGGGCUUUCUGGGCCUCGAACCUCGCUUCCUCCAAUCUGCAGUCUGCUUGGAGGCACAGUUCCGCGUUUAGAGUCUUUUACAUACACUGGUCGCGUAUGCUGGUUCUUCUUUGAGACAUUGAGGCAAGGGGCAACAGCAAUGGGUUCUGGUUCUCGACUCAGGUCACUGGACCUUGUAGUCAAGGCGUGCUGUCACAAUAGAAAGGUAGACAAAUCGCAUCACUGGUCGCAGAUGAGCCAAGGAAUAGGCGGAAUUACCAGCAUUGCGUUUAUUCAUGCCUUUGAGGCCAUGGUGAUCAAGGCAAUCGAGUGUCUAUCCGUCCUCCCUGCCCUGGAGUACUUGCGGAUCCGUUUUAUUGACCUGGACUCAACUUGCCCACCUCUGAACCCCUAUUUCCAACUUGUCAAUAACGAGUGCACAGGCCUGUGGAGUGAAGACAUCCUGGAAGCUUUGCGCAUGAAUCGACCGUUAGCCUCAUUUAUCGCGCUUACUGAUGGAACAGCCGCGGAGUACAAUGACCAGCAAAUCGUGGGCGCUUUGAUACCCCGAGUUCGCCCUCUAGGUAUCCAAGUGAACAUGUACAGUCUUCUUGCGGACGGCUCCAACCCUUACUAG